Molecule: messenger RNA, 1394 nt
Organism: Megalops cyprinoides (Indo-Pacific tarpon)
Lineage: Eukaryota; Metazoa; Chordata; Actinopteri; Elopiformes; Megalopidae
Product: solute carrier family 35 member F2-like
Exons: 9
Coding region: 74-1339 (421 amino acids)
Biological process (GO): transmembrane transport
Cellular component (GO): membrane
Molecular function (GO): transmembrane transporter activity
Source: RefSeq, a predicted model, not a curated record
CACACCAGUCUCGAUUGCGAGGAUGCGGUGAUUUAUCUAUUCUCCUGAAGAUUAAAGGCAAUACGAAAGGGAAAUGGACGGAAAUGAGAGAUUAAGCUACACAGGGCUGCUUCAGAAGAGAAUGGAACCAGGUGAGCCUUUGGAAGUGUCUGCUGAUAGCAGGACAUGGAGGGGUGCCUUUGUCAGUGGACUGUGUCGCUACAGGCUGAAAGACAUCUUUACCUGGCAUCUCCUCAAGGUGAUGGCCAUGGGUCAGGCUCUGUCCAUGUUGAUAUGCGGGACAGCAAUCACUUGUCAGUAUCUGGCUGAGAGCAAAGUGGAGACACCGAUGCUCCAGAGCUUUUUAAAUUACGGCCUGCUCCUCCUGACCUACACCACCAUGCUGGCUUGCAGAAAAGGGGAUGAAAAUAUUUUGCAGAUUUUGAAGACAAAAUGGUGGAAGUAUUUUCUGUUGGGACUUGCAGACGUUGAGGCAAAUUACACCGUAGUGAAGGCAUACCAGUUCACAACACUAACAAGUAUACAGCUGCUAGACUGCUUUGUGAUCCCGGUGCUGAUGGUGCUGUCCUGGAUAUUCCUGAAGACCCGAUACAGGAUGGUGCACUACGUGGCUGUGGGAAUAUGUCUCCUGGGGGUCGGGGCUAUGGUCGGGGCCGAUCUUCUGGCGGGACGAGACCAGGGCUCCACCAGCGAUGUUUUGUUAGGGGACGGUCUGGUGCUCAUCAGCGCCGCCUUCUAUGCUGUCUCCAACGUGUGCCAGGAGUACACGGUGAAGAACCUGAGCCGCACGGAGUUCCUGGGCAUGAUGGGGCUCUUCGGCACCCUGAUCAGUGGGAUUCAGCUAUCCAUUCUGGAGCACAAAGCUGUAGCUGUGAUCACAUGGGACUGGACUAUUGUUCUGCUUUUUGCCACCUAUGGCCUCUGCAUGUUUGCCCUCUACAGCUGCAUGCCUGUGGUCAUGAAGUUGACCAGUGCCACGGCAGUCAACCUCUCCCUGCUGACGGCUGACCUCUUCAGCCUGUUUUGCGGACUCUUCCUCUUCCACUACACUUUCUCGGGUCUGUACAUUGUGUCGUUUGUGGUCAUCACCGUGGGCUUCAUCAUGUUCAAUGCCGUGCCGACGUUCACACCUGUCCCUGCGGCCGAAUCCAACGAGGGAGGGUCCGAGAGUCCCACUGACGAGGACGAUGGUGAGAAACCCGAAAGCGCCCUGGAGCUUCCCUCUGACGAGUCUCAGCAGGAAGAAGGGGCGGAAAGCGUGCACAUUGGGAUGCAGUGGGAAGAGAGUGAGCAGCAGACACAGACUGCAGAAAAAAGAUACAGCAGCACCAAGAUAUAGCACUUCUCAUGGCAGGGGAGAUCUGUUUCCUUUUUUUUAGCAUGUGGCAUUCUUU